Messenger RNA from Lathyrus sativus (Indian pea), 540 nucleotides. The record is from the annotation of a GenBank genome assembly. Lineage: Eukaryota; Viridiplantae; Streptophyta; Magnoliopsida; Fabales; Fabaceae.
AUGCAGCAAAGAAAAUCAUCAUUAGGAAGGCCUUCUGGAACCGAUGGUUCUGAUUAUUCCUACCGUAUGGUCGUUGAUUCAAGGUAUCAACUUGUUGCAAAGGGAAAGAAUCGCCUCUCUGUGCUAUUUAUCAUUGAGGCUUUGUUUCUGUUAAUAGGAGUGGUGUUUGCAGUUUUACCAGGAAAAAAGGACGACACAACAAAUAUAGUUGCCAUUUCUUCUGUUAUUGCUAGUGUUAUUUUGUUGAUCAUUGGUGAUUUAGGUAGAAGACGAAGCCGGUCGAGUCUGUUGAGAUUAUAUGCCAUUCUAUCUUCCUUAGCACUGCUUCUCUUCACUGCUUCUCUUGCCCACGAGUAUUCCCUGCUGAAGAUUAUCCAGUAUUAUAGAAAUCGGGGAACAAGCAGUUUUGAUGUUGAUUUUCUUGCUCUUCAAAUUGGUUUGUUGGUAUAUAUACUCACUUUAUCAGUGUUCAAGAUUAUUAUCAUCAAAGCAGUUGUUUUCCUUCUUUUUAACAUGACGCCUCCCAAGAAAACCUCAUAG